This is a messenger RNA of Oryzias melastigma (Indian medaka), 3657 nucleotides long. RefSeq names its product peptidase M20 domain-containing protein 2. The record is from RefSeq and is a predicted model, not a curated record. The transcript is spliced from 7 exons. NCBI's taxonomy places the organism in Eukaryota, Metazoa, Chordata, Actinopteri, Beloniformes, Adrianichthyidae. The coding region runs from base 46 to 1302 and encodes 418 amino acids. Gene Ontology annotation, molecular function: dipeptidase activity.
AGUUUCUGUCGGCUGUUAUUAGGUGCACACUCUACAUGCGGUAUCAUGGACGCGCUACAGCGAAUGAAAGACACGGUCCAGAUUCAUAUCGAUUCCAUCCAGAAUGAGCUUUAUAGCUUGAGUCGGGACAUUUGGAGCCACCCCGAGCUCGCCGGUAACGAGACGCGAGCGCACGACACGCUGGUCCGUUUCUUCUCGCAGCGAGGCGGCGCGUGGACGGUGGAAGACCACUUUAAACUACCGACCGCGUUCCGAGCUAGCUGGGGACCAGUAGGCGCCAAAGAAGGGAAGCCUGUGGUUAACGUGGGUUUCCUGUGCGAGUACGACGCGCUGCCGGACAUAGGGCACGCGUGCGGGCACAACCUCAUAGCGGAGGUCGGUGCUGCGGCCGCAGUGGGACUGAAAGCAGCUUUGGAGGGUCAGUCUGAACUCCCAGUGUCCGUGAAGAUAACUGUCUUAGGAACUCCUGCAGAGGAAGCUAUUGGAGGAAAGAUCGAUCUCAUCCAAGCUGGGGCCUUCUCUGAUCUAGACCUCGUCUUCAUGGCUCAUCCAGCUCAGCAGGACGCCUCAUUUCUGCCCACAGUUACAAUCGAAGAAGUGACAGUGAAGUACCAUGGGAAAGCGUCGCAUGCCUCGGCGUAUCCCUGGGAAGGGGUGAACGCUUUAGAUGCGGCUGUGCUGGCAUACAACAACCUGUCUACGCUCAGACAGCAGCUCAAACCGGAAUGGAGACUUCACGGCAUCAUCAAAAACGGAGGGGUGAAGCCCAACAUCAUCCCCGCCUAUACAGAGCUGGAGUUUUAUCUGCGCACGCCGCUGCUCAGAGAUCUCGUCGACCUGAAGGCCAAGGCUGAGGCGUGCUUCAGGGCUGCUGCUCUGGCAACCGGCUGUCAGGUCGAGAUAAUCUAUCCCAGCCACACUUAUUACAACAUUUUGCCUAACGCCACCCUGGCAAACCUGUAUGAAAGUAACGGAAAGACUUUGGGGAUUGAGUUCUCCGAGCAGCCUGACUUUUUCUCUGGUUCCACCGACUUUGGCAACGUAUCAUUCAUCGUUCCUGGCAUUCAUCCUUUCUUCUCCAUCGGCUCUCCAGCGUUAAACCACACGGAUGAAUACGCUGAAGCAGCAGGAGCUGAAAGGGCCCAGCUGUUCACCCUGAGGACAGCCACGGCUCUGGCGAUGACAGCUGUGGAUGUCGUGUGCUGCCCGGAUCUGCUCCAGCAGACGAGGGAGGACUUCAGUCGAGCCAAGCUGAAGCAGGAGACUCCGGGGCAGAAAGCGCUGCUCCGAGAGAUGAAUUGAGCCGCGAAUCUUCUCAUGAUUGAUAGCUUUUAGGCAAAACCGAAGAACACAUGUUGCUUCACAGCGGUAGUGGGACUUGUGAUGAAUUGAGUCAUGAAACAACAACACAGUGGGGGGAAAUGGCUCUUCAUAAUCCAGUACGAACGUCACUGGAUCACACUGAGGAUUUCCGGGAGGCUAGACUCUUCACUUUCUGUGGUUUAAUUGACUUGUUAAGAAUAUACUAUAACAGGGUCUGCAAUCUUCAACACUUAAAGAGCCAUUUAAGUAGAUUAAUCGUUGACCAUAACCCAGCAAAAGCCUCAAAUUCUUAUCUUACCCUUUAGAGAAUUAAGACACUGAUUUGUAUUUAUGAUAUUUUUCCUAUUAUCAUAAAUAUAAAUGAGCUAUUCUUUUUUUGUUAUAAAGAAAUCAAUAGAAUAUAGCCUUUUUUAAAAAUAUGAAAUACCCUUGAACUUUUAACAAAGGCUCCUGACUUCCUUUCAAAAUAAAAGACUCCCUGUGUCACAUAGGAUCGUCUCAAUGCAGCAAAUUUAGUAUAAUAUAAUAACAGUAGUGGGUAAAAAAGUGUUUAUUUUCAGGUUUUUCGUGCACCUCUGCCAGAAAUACAUAAAUCUAACAAACCAAAAUUAAAUCAGUGCUAAUUCAGUGAACCUUACAGUAUUUUUUUUAACCUAAAAUUGUUGAAUUUGUUAAAAAAUUUUGGUUGUGCUUAUUGACCUCAGAUUUAUUUUUUGUGGCACACAGUGGUCACAAAUCUGUCAAAAUGUUGUAGCUCGACUUUGCAAAACCACAAACCGCUUUGUCCAGUUUGAGUCCCCUUUUUUCUUUUUACUACUUAUUUUUACUUUAGUCUUUAGCUCUAAUGAAUCGUCUGAUGAAUUGCUGAUUUUUGUGUUAGGCUUCACAAUUCUGCUUUUUAAAACACCAAACUCCAGUCCAGUGGCCGACAAAACAGUUAGGGGGCAAUAACAUGGGACUCUCUGCAGCUGUUGAAUUUUUAAUAAAAAUCCUCAUUUAGGGUAAAAUGUUGAAUGAUUUCAUUACUGGUCCAUUUUUUUUUACAUAAUUAAUGUCAAGAAUCCACAUUUUUUGAUAAACAUUUAAAAACAGAAAUCACAUUUAAAUGUGUUUUAUAUACAUUAUUUCAACCCACUUCACAUGGAAUUGAAAUGCAAUCUGCCUGUGCUGAAAUUAACCAGAAAUACGCAAAAUUCAGCAAUCUAAAUUGAUUAAAAUGAUUAGAUUCAAACAUGAAUUGCAUACAUGGAACAAGUUAAUGGUUUCAUGAUGGGAGGUCUGCUUCACCUGCCACUCCUGACUGCAUGUCCCUGGUUAAAUCAUAUUUAAAUAAAGAACUAAAAACGACUGAACCAAUUCCAAAUGAUGUCCACCUGCCUAAAGCAAUUUUUGCCUGCAAAGUCAGUAUAAAAAAAACACCCAAUUGGGCUGAAAACUGCCCAAUCUGGCAACACUGACUCUGCUCGAUAACUUAUGAGUCUCUCGGUUGGAAUAUUCCAUUGCAGGAGAGGUACGGGAGGGGAUCAAACAUUUCGGUGAUUCGGGGUGGGAUUUUUUAUGAUACAGUUAAAUAUGAACUUAUUUAGAGACUUUUAUUUAGUGUUCAUCUCAUUUCUUAAUAGUAAGUCCACCCCUGCUCCAGUGAGUUAGAAGUCUUGAAGGAACACAGUCUAAAACUGUUUUAGUUUUUCAGAAUUUUUCAUGUUUUACCUCAUUUAGUUACAGGAGCUCUACUAAAUUAUUUUAAAUCACACAUUUCUGAAAUUUUCUCUCUUAAGAUCAAAAUCUUUGUGUUUUGUAGAUGAUUCUGCACAUUUUCAUGGUGAUUUGAUGCCUUCAAAAUAAAGGCUUAAAAAAAGGAAACAUUUUAUUACUAUUUUUUACCCCCCUUUUACAAGAGUUCUUAAUAGUAUUAAAUUUUAUGCGGAUAAACAAGUUUAAUUUUGUUUUUUACUAGCAAUAAUAGUUGUGCAAGGGAAAGAUUCAGAAAAUACCCUGAAGCAAUUCCUUGUGGAGUUCCAGUUUCUAAAGAUUAUCCUCCAGAGUGACUAAAAUAUUUUGUGAAAGAAAGAGAAAUUUUUCAUUUUUUUUAUUUAAAACCCAAAAGAGUCUUUCUCUGAAAAUAUCUGUAACUUCUCCUGCUUGAAUUUUCUCCCGUCUGUGCUUUUUAAGAUAAGACUUUAAUAAACACCGAUGCAUAAAUCUUCCCUGAUUCAUGCAGGAAGCUCACAUAAAAAGAAACACGCGUGCAAAACAAAACAUUUAUUAAACAUUUCCCACAUCAGUUUAGCUCAGCGGUUGUAUGCUUGACCAGAAAAAAAAAAAACACUAAAA